AAUACCCACCCUCUCCUCGCUAGAAAGCGCUAUACUUGCGGGAUGUGCUGACAGAAGACUUUUCCCUUUUAUCCCGCUAAAAACGCCCAUUUUCUUUCGACUUGUUUUUUCUACCUCCGGCAUGGAGCUCGACCGCCGGCUGCUGCUAAUCCACUGCGCCGCUCACGCCCUCUCGGUCGCGGCGGGACUGCUGGUGGUGGUCCCGAUGGCUCUUAACGGCUCGGCUUUCAAAGGCCGCUGCGCCCUCUUCUCCACCGGCUACUGGAGGAAGGAAGACCGGGCCGAGUUUACGGAACAGCCCGGGGAGAUGUCUCACCUGGUGGUGCAGCGGUGGGGCCCUCUGGAAGCCUGCCAGCUCGCCACAUUUGUGGGUAUUUUUACGACGCUUUACGGGGCUGCGCAGGGCUGGAGGUGCCUCUUCUAUCUGCACGGACGGCAUGACGACACCCUGUUCUCAUCCUUCCUCACGGUCUUGCUGAGCGUCUGUGUGCUCUUCCUGUCUGCGGGGGCCAGCGUCAUUUUGUCUCUGGGAUUCAGCUCUUGGUGCGACACAGUCACCGAUGACAACACACGUCCCUACAGUUGUGCAGAGUCCCAGUCUGUCCCUCUUUACCUGGAUGUUGACACGUCUACUUUCUACACAGAUCUCAGUCUGGCUCAGGCGUCUCUAUGGUUUGUGACGGCCCUGUGGCUGGUUCAGUCCAUCCUGGCCUUCCUGCGGCUCUACCACUCCCACAGGCAGAACAUCACAGGGCCUUGGCUGCACCGAGACAAGGAGCUGCUGCUGGGACACACUCCCCUCGACAGCGGCUCCCCGACGCCUCCUCUUCCCCCUGCAACCCCAACUGUCUGCGUCUGACAGGGAGGAAGUGAGGUAGUGACGCAGCUCCUCACACCGUUUUAAACCUCAUCUUGUUCAUUAUGAUCACUUCAUAAUGUCCACCCUGCACGUCUUACUGUUUACAUGCCUCAUCUUAAUCAGCAGAGCCUGACCUUUAAAUUAUAUUAUCUGCGAAGAAGCAUCAAGAUACUGCAGUAGGGAAAUGCCAAAGAUACAGUCUGUUGUCUUUAUUACCUUUAUUUUUCUGAGAGAUGCAUCUAAACAAGAUUAUGAAAUAUACAAUAAAGCAUGGGAAUUAUCUAGUUUAAAGGGAACUGUGACUUAAAAGAAAAACCUAAAUGCUUAAAAUUGAGUAUUUGAUUGAAAAAAUAUUUGGACCAUUUUACUCAUUAAAACUUCAGGGGCCUCAUGCAUAAGAGUGUGCAGUUUUCACACUAGAACUUGGCGUACAGAAAAAUUUUGAAAAGUGCGGCGCACAAAAAAAUGCAUAAAGCCGUGCGCACGCACGUGGCCGCGCACCUUUCCUUAAUGAAUCCUAAUUUGCGGGAAAUAGAGCGCAGC
Xiphophorus hellerii (green swordtail) is the source of this 1402-nucleotide messenger RNA. RefSeq names its product transmembrane protein 179. The record is from RefSeq and is a predicted model, not a curated record. The transcript has 4 exons. Lineage: Eukaryota; Metazoa; Chordata; Actinopteri; Cyprinodontiformes; Poeciliidae. The coding region runs from base 122 to 859 and encodes 245 amino acids.